This is a messenger RNA of Pipistrellus nathusii (Nathusius's pipistrelle), 1395 nucleotides long. The record is from the annotation of a GenBank genome assembly. Lineage: Eukaryota; Metazoa; Chordata; Mammalia; Chiroptera; Vespertilionidae.
AUGGACGGGCCGGAAGGCAGUGCCGGGCAGCCCGGCCCCGCGGAGCGCUCCCAUCGAAGCAGCGUGUCCUCCGUGGGAGCCCGAGCAGCGGACGUGCUGGUGUACCUAGCGGAUGACACCGUGGUGCCCCUGGCAGUGGAGAGCCUGCCAUCCCUCAGUGCCCACGAGCUGCACCGUGCCAUCCGCGAGGUCCUGCAGCUCCCGGACAUCGCCCUGGAGAUCUUCGCCCUCUGGCUGGUCUCCCCUCUGCUGGAGGUGCAGCUGAAGCCCAAGCACCAGCCCUACAAGCUGGGCCGCCAGUGGCCAGAGCUGCUGCUGCGCUUCACCGACGCCCCGGAUGACGACGUGGCCACAGAUGAGCCGUCCCUGCAGUUCCGAAGGAACGUGUUUUUCCCCAAGCGGAGGGAGCUCCAGAUCCACGACGAGGAGGUGCUGCGGCUGCUGUACGAGGAGGCCAAGGGCAACGUGCUGGCGGCGCGGUACCCCUGUGACGCGGAGGACUGCGAGGCGCUGGGCGCCCUGGUGUGCCGCCUGCAGCUCGGGCCCUUCCAGCCCGGCCAGCCCACCGCCUGCGCCGUGAGGGAGAAGCUGGCCUCCUUCCUCCCCGCCCACCUGUGUAAGCGAGGCCACGGGCUCUUCGCCGCCCUCCGGGGCCGCGGGGCCAAGGCCGGGACCAGCGAGCAGGGCCUGCUCAGCGCCUACCGCAGGGUGAAGGAAGGCAGCGGCGACAGCGAGCGGGAGGCGUCUCUGCGGACCCACUUCCAGGCCUACCUCGCCAAGUGCCACGAGCUUCCCUACUACGGGUGUGCCUUCUUCCACGGCGAGGUGGACAAGCCAGCCCAGAGCUUUUUGCACCGGGGCGGCCGGAAGCCGGUGACGGUAGCCAUCAGUCUGGAGGGUGUGCAUGUCAUCGACAACAGGGAGAAGCACGUCCUGCUGGGCCUGCGUUUCCAGGAGCUGUCCUGGGACCACACGUCCCCCGAGGAGGAGGAGUCUGUCCUGUGGCUGGAAUUCGAUGGCAACAAUGAGGGCACGCCAGUCAACAAGCUGCUCAAGAUCUACUCCAAGCAGGCUGAACUGAUGAGCAGCCUCAUCGAGUACUGCAUCGAGCUGAGCCAGGCCUCUGAGCCGGCUGCCCCCCAGGAGGGCGCCUACGGUCCCUCCUCCACCCCUGGCUCAUCACUGCCUCCCGCUCAGCGCCCCCAGCUCCGCAGACAGGGCAGCGUGGUGAGCAGCCGGAUCCAGCACCUGUCCACCAUCGACUACGUGGAGGAGGGCGAGCAGAUCAGGCCGGUGAAGCCGAAGCGCACCACGUCCUUCUUCAGCCGGCAGCUGUCCCUGGGCCAGGGCAGCUACACCGUGGUGCAGCCCGGCGAGCGCCCGGACCAGAGCUGA